UGCCAGUGCAGUUUGAAGAUGUUCCGAUGCCCAUGGAAGUGAUCGACGAUGCUGCUCCGCUUAGCGAAAGCGAGGAGGAAGGUACGACCGACGCAAGCAGCGGCGAGGAUACAGACGUGGAGGAUAUCCAGGUCGAGGUGGAAAUGCCAGACCAUCCGUACGGAGAUCUUUCGUGCGAGGAUGGCUUGAGGAUGUGGGCCCUGCAAACUGGACAAACUCAUCGCAGUUUGAACCUUUUGCUGGGCCAUUUGCGACAUCACUUCCCCCAGACCAAAUUGCCCCGAGAUGCACGGACGUUGAUGAACACGCAUGUGUCCGGAGCACCGGAGACAACCCUUACACCAAUCGCAGGUGGGCAGCUGUGGUACCAGGGUGUGGAAAAAUGACUGCUUUCAUAUUGUCGGUAAGCAUGUUUUAAAUCUCAUUUAACUCACAGUGCUCCUGGUCAUGUGCUCAUCUUUUUUUUCUAUUCCAGCGAUUGUCAGCCUACC
This is a messenger RNA of Anopheles coluzzii, 491 nucleotides long. RefSeq lists its product as uncharacterized. The transcript is spliced from 2 exons. Bases 27 to 386 code for a protein of 119 amino acids. The record is from RefSeq and is a predicted model, not a curated record. Lineage: Eukaryota; Metazoa; Arthropoda; Insecta; Diptera; Culicidae.